ACCCAUCUCGCACAGGUAUCAGAUAUUCGAUAACGAGUUAUUUUUGUUUUACGUUUCUUUUGCCUCAAUUUUUCGCAGUGAGCAGAGCAGUUUGUGUCAAAAGACCCGUGCGGUUAGUUUUGCGUCAAAAGAAAGCACCGUCACAGUCUGAGAAUAAACAUCUUUCACGAGAAACGAAAAUGAAGCGCUUUGUUGUGUUUGCCGCCCUGGUUGGGCUCUCGAUGGCUCAGUUUCCCAACGGAAGGAUACUGGAAGCACCCAAUCCGCAACUCUGCGCCAACCGCAUUAUCCACGAACGUGCUCCGGAUGGCAAGGGCUAUUUCUUCUCGUGGCGAGAUCCCACCCUGCAAGGUGCCGAGAAGGACUGGCUAGACGCAAGAAAUUUCUGCCGCCAGCGGUGCAUGGACAGCGUUUCCGUCGAAACAAGCCCCGAAAACGAAUGGAUCAAGCAGAAGAUCGUCGAUGGCAAGCAAAAAUACAUCUGGACUAGCGGUCGGCAGUGCGACUUCAAGGGCUGUGACCGUCCCGAUCUGCAACCGGUCUCCGUGAAUGGGUGGUUCUGGACCGCCGAACUUCAGAAACUGGCUCCAGCCAACGUGCGCAACCAGAACGAUUGGUCUGAGAAUGGUGGAAUCGGAAAACCCCAACCGGACAACCGUGAACUGCUGCAGGGAGGUGCCCCCGAGAACUGUUUGGCCAUCCUGAACAACUUCUACAACGACGGUGUGCACUGGCACGAUGUCGCCUGUCACCACGUGAAACCGUGGGUAUGCGAGGAAAGCGAUGCCCUGCUGAAGUACGUCAAGUACACGAAUCCAAAUCUGCGCAUUUGAACGCGCUUCGAGCUGAGUCGACUGAACGACUCGGGCCUUUCGCGCACGCUUUUCAGUUAUUCUUGAAACAUUUUCUUUGCAUCGAUGAUCUGUUUUAAUUUCUCAAAACUGAUAGUAUUCCGCGUGACCGGUCGAAAUUGAUACAAAUUCUUAUCAAUUAUGUUAGUAUUAGAAUGAGUAGGAAAUAAAGACUUUACUUUUCUUUGACACAGAGAAGCACAUUUGACUGCCUGAUAAGGAUGGAAGAAUAUCGUGUAAUGUUUGUCAGUAGUGUAGUUACAACAUGUAAGGAAUUUUUGUAUUUAUGUACUAAAUAAAAGCGAAAAUAAUUGAAA
Messenger RNA from Malaya genurostris, 1168 nucleotides. RefSeq lists its product as uncharacterized. The coding region runs from base 180 to 833 and encodes 217 amino acids. The transcript has 4 exons. The record is from RefSeq and is a predicted model, not a curated record. NCBI's taxonomy places the organism in Eukaryota, Metazoa, Arthropoda, Insecta, Diptera, Culicidae.